Molecule: messenger RNA, 3737 nt
Organism: Rattus norvegicus (Norway rat)
Lineage: Eukaryota; Metazoa; Chordata; Mammalia; Rodentia; Muridae
Gene: Mas1
Product: MAS1 proto-oncogene, G protein-coupled receptor
Biological process (GO): G protein-coupled receptor signaling pathway
Cellular component (GO): plasma membrane; membrane
Molecular function (GO): G protein-coupled receptor activity
Source: RefSeq, a predicted model, not a curated record
CUACCUGCCUGGGAGGACAACUGUUCAUCAAAUCUGAACUGUCUCAGCUCUAAGUGUGGAUAGAAGAGCAGAGAAGAUCCCUCUGUUCCGUCUUUCCUUCCUCCUCCCCCCUCCCCCAUGCCAUGCCCGGGAACCUCUUGGCCAGCCCCUUUCUUGGCUCUCAUUGGAUCCUACUGGCUCCUCUCGUGAAUCCCUCCCCACGGUGUGUCCUUCCUCUCUACCUUGCAGUGUGUCCUUAGUGGGGUUUCCUUUCUCUCUCUGACUUUGCUCCUGAAACUUACGCUUCUCCAGGAGGCUGGCCUUCCCUUCUUUUAGGACAUGGAAAUCAGGUAACGGGGAAGAGUUUUUGACAUCUGGCCAGAGCUCACUGAUUCUGUUGACUUACCCUUUGCCUGCGCCUGCUGCUGGGACCAGCCGUGCUCUGAAGGUCUUUGGGGGUAUAUGGUCCCCACCCCCUCAUUCCCAGCCCCUGGAGAACUGAGCCCCUGGCUUCCUGCAGUGCAAUUGCGCUCCUGCCCUUCAGACUUGCUUUGGAAAGAGUUUGAGUGGACACCUGCUUUCUAAUAGGUUAGAAUCGCCUUCCCUCCCCUUUGAUCUGACUGGAUCCGGAGUCAUUGCUGCUUCACCAUUGUAACUGGAGGAAGCCCCCUGAAAAGAAGAGGCGUGGACAGAAGUAGAGCCAGGGUAGCUCUUCACUGUGGGCGUGGCUACCUGUGGUCCUCCACUGUGGGCGUGGUUACUUGAGAUCCAGGUGUUCUAGAAUUCUCUUGCUUGGUUUUAUCUUGGGUUCUUGGAGAAAAGUGGGCAGAGGCCAGGGAGAAAGAUGUUUAAUGCUGUGUUUCUGAGUUCCUGUGUGAGAACCUCUACCUAACAAUUCCUGGGAAGGAAUUUGCCUGUGCAUUGCCACAGAACAGACAAACCCCCUCUAUCACAGACCCCUCUACCUUGACUUCCCUUCCUCUCUAUUACCUCAGCCCAAUUUUCUGCACGAUGUUGUUCAUGAUAUACUCCAAGGACUUGUAAGAAGGAAUUUAUACUGAAUUAUACUGAAUUACCCAUGUGCCUCCCACUGUGCUGAUUUAGACAUACACGUCCCUUUAAGGUAAUGUUAAGAAUCCAUUUUACAGUGAAGAACACUGAGUCUUCAAGAGUGCAAUGCGGGUCACGUGAUUACUUCACUUCUCAGCUCUGCUAGAAAUAGGAAUGGUCCUAUGUAUUCUGCCCUCUAAGACAUCAUGUUUUGGGAGCACUGCUCUCCUUAGACCAGGCUAGCCCCUGUCUUGGGUGAUGAGCCACUUCGUGCUGUACACAGCCCAUUCCCACUGUGGAUCAGGGUACAGAUUUUCACUUGUGUGUCAGCGGAUGAUGCCAUUUGAAACUCGGCUUCUGCUGAUAAGCGUGGGACCAUCUGCCUAGCGCAGCUCAAAUAUUUCAGCACUGGGAGAGCAGCUCUGACUUCUGAGACUCGCCUGCAGUCAUCCUGGGAGAUGCUGGGACCGGGGACCUGGCGGGCUAGCCGGGUAUGGAUGCCACAGGAUUCAAAGGAGCCAUCCCCUUGCUGUCACCUCUGACCCUUCCUGAGCAAAGGACACCAGUGAGUCCACGCUCCAGCGUGUGGAGUUGUUCAGAUGCUCUUGACAAGCGCAGAGAUGCUUCCAUGAGAAACAGGAAGGGAAUGAAAUUCCCCGAUGCUGCCCAUGUUACUGACUGAUGAUACCACCAGCUGCCCCAGGCCUCCAGCCCUCUGUCCUCAGCUGAGCUUCCCACCACUGUGCUCUCCACCAAGACCUGCUAGGAUGAGCUGUCCUUCUGCUCGGACUGUCACCGCCAGCCAGGUAAACAUGCAGUCUGCAACUACAGUUACUCUGUAACGAGAUGGGCGUCUGGACAAAGAGUCUGCUGUCCCAGAGCUGGGUUUACCUGGAGACGUCCCCAGACCAGUCAUCCUGCCAGAGAGAAAAUGGCCUGAAGUGGUCCAGCACAAGAACUCCUCAUGGACCAAUCAAAUAUGACAUCCUUUGCUGAGGAGAAAGCCAUGAAUACCUCCAGCAGAAAUGCCUCCCUGGGGACUUCACACCCACCCAUUCCCAUAGUGCACUGGGUCAUCAUGAGCAUCUCUCCUCUCGGCUUUGUGGAGAACGGGAUCCUCCUCUGGUUCCUUUGCUUCCGGAUGAGGAGAAAUCCCUUCACGGUCUAUAUCACCCACUUGUCCAUUGCUGACAUCUCCCUCCUGUUCUGUAUUUUUAUUCUGUCCAUCGACUAUGCUUUAGACUAUGAACUCUCUUCUGGCCAUUACUACACAAUCGUGACGUUAUCGGUGACUUUUCUAUUUGGCUACAACACAGGCCUCUAUCUGCUGACAGCCAUCAGUGUGGAGAGAUGCCUUUCAGUCCUCUACCCCAUCUGGUACAGAUGUCACCGCCCCAAGCACCAGUCGGCAUUCGUCUGUGCCCUCCUGUGGGCACUUUCAUGCUUGGUGACCACCAUGGAGUACGUCAUGUGUAUUGACAGCGGAGAAGAGAGUCACUCUCAGAGUGACUGUCGGGCGGUCAUCAUCUUCAUAGCCAUCCUCAGCUUCUUGGUCUUCACUCCGCUCAUGUUAGUGUCCAGCACCAUCUUGGUGGUGAAGAUACGGAAGAACACAUGGGCCUCCCAUUCUUCGAAGCUGUACAUCGUCAUCAUGGUCACCAUUAUCAUAUUCCUCAUCUUUGCCAUGCCCAUGCGGGUCCUCUACCUGUUGUAUUACGAGUACUGGUCAACCUUUGGGAACCUGCAUAACAUCUCCUUGCUUUUCUCCACCAUCAAUAGCAGCGCCAACCCUUUCAUCUACUUUUUUGUGGGCAGCAGUAAGAAGAAGCGCUUCAGGGAGUCCUUAAAAGUGGUCCUGACCAGAGCUUUCAAAGACGAGAUGCAACCUAGGCGUCAGGAGGGCAAUGGCAACACUGUAUCCAUUGAGACUGUGGUCUGAGGACCGCAGGGGGAGUCUUAGACAGAAACAGCUGAAUGUGGGUGGCUUUCGAUUUGUGCUUGGAAUGCAAUUUAAGUCCAUUUAAAUCUCCUAAAUCUGAUAAGAAGGAAGCAUUCUACAUGCAUGGGGGUCUAAUCGAUGAUGAGCUUGUGUUGCUACUUAGUAUCUUCUGGAAAUGCUUCCAUAUGUGACGGGACUCUGUCUUUUCUAUCAUUAUCAAAGACUCAUUCUUCUCUUAGCUGUCCAGUAGUGUUCAACAGUUAACUAUAAAAACUGCCCUAGCAGGAACUAUCUGAAUUGUGACUCAGAGAACCUGGGGAGGCUGUGUGAUGACUGCUGUGUGCUCCUAGGUGACCUCAGGCAAGUGGCUUGGGAGAGCCUGAUUUCCCCUCUUAGUGGAAAUAGUGACAGUCUGUACUGCUUAGGUUAGUGUCCAGUAUGAUGAGGUAGGCAAAGCACCCAGCUCACUGUCAAAGUUCAAUAAAUAUCCGUCUCUCCUUGUCCUUUAACUAGAACAUGAAGAGUGAUUAUACAAAUAUUGCCUUGUGUUUGUAAAUGUGGAGUGUAGAUCCCCAAAGAUCUUUUGGUUUGUAGCAUGAAAGCUUUUGUGGUAUAACACCUCUGCUCAAACAGAGUUUCAAUUGUUACAAUUUAAGCAGCUACAUAUUGGGACAUCGUUUUAAAUUGUGGAAACAAGCAUUUGUUCCCUCUUGGAAGCAUUUCCAUGGUUUUCCUUUUCUUGGGGAAUAAUACAUGGAGUGGAAGUCUA